AUGGUUGCACAUGAACACCCAACAGGGUAUUCUUCAGAGCCGCAAAUGAUGAAGGAGAUGAGCGUAGGAGAAGAAGCGAGCAGCACCAAACAAGCGUUGUUGGAGAAGCGCUGCAACGCGUUUAUUGACUCGUUGAAGGACUUCCCACGGUUACUGGAGUAUGAGAAUAUCAUGAGAGAGUUCAAAAGAGAAAUCAACAUUCCAAGUUUGGCGGGGAAGAUUGAGCAAUUGUUCGAAGGGCACCCGGAGUUAUUAGCAGAGUUCAAUCACUUCUUACCAGAGAAGUAUCGAGUUACACCUACGCUACAACCUAGGGUAGUUUGUCGACAGAGGAAGCGCAGGGACGAUAGUGCUAGUGAUAGUGAUGUUCGUCAAAAGUGGAAGCGCAGGGAUGAUAUUGCUACUGAUAGUGAUGGCGGUGUUGAUGCUAGAGCUAAGGAUUCUGAAUUUCGAAUAGUUCUAAGGUGUGGGAAACAGACUCGGGCCAAGUUUCGCGACGAAGAUAAGAAAAGUGAUGAUGGUCACCAAAAAGCUCCAACUCUGUCACCAACUACAGAUCCUUCGGACAAGGCGGAGUCUGAUGAUGAUAGUGAUGAAGCUGAAUCUACAGAGUAUAAACUUGAAAAGGUUAUUGCUUUUGUGAACAAGGUAUCGGACAGGUUUCACAACAACAGUGAUGUUGUAAAGUUAUUCUUGGACAUGGUCGGCAGUAGGAAGGAACCUAGCGAUGGUUAUGAGCAAGAGCUUGAGCUUUACAAGAAGAUUGCAACACUUCUGGAAGGUGAGCAGGACUUGAUUGAUGAGUUCACCCAAUUUUUAACCAGAGUGCCUAGAAUGGACGAGAUCGUCGACUUCCCUAUGCUCGAGCUUUGUACUCCAAGCUACCGUCUUUUGCCAAAGACUUUCCCCAUUCCAGCUGCUACCGGAAGAUCGAAACUCGCUUCUGAAGUACUGAAUGAUCGUUAUAUAUGCAUAGACACCAGCUCUAGUACUUCUUCAUCUACUUCAGGAGGAGGAGGGCGACGCGUAAACCGGAAAUCGCAGCAUGAGGUAGACCUAUUACACUGGGAAGAUGAAUGUAUGAACUUCGUAUGUCGGAAAAGCAAGUGA
Argentina anserina (silverweed cinquefoil) is the source of this 1110-nucleotide messenger RNA. Its product is annotated as paired amphipathic helix protein Sin3-like 1. Gene Ontology annotation, cellular component: chromatin; histone deacetylase complex. The coding region runs from base 1 to 1110 and encodes 369 amino acids. Gene Ontology annotation, biological process: negative regulation of transcription by RNA polymerase II. Lineage: Eukaryota; Viridiplantae; Streptophyta; Magnoliopsida; Rosales; Rosaceae. The transcript has a single exon. Gene Ontology annotation, molecular function: transcription corepressor activity. The record is from RefSeq and is a predicted model, not a curated record.